AUGGCAGACGCAGUUGUGAGAGACUAUCUGACCUGUCCCAUUUGUCUGGACACCUUCCUGGAUCCUGUGUCUCUGAGCUGUAACCACAGCUUCUGCAGCAGCUGUGUCCAGAAGCACUGGGUCCAGGACCAGAGCCAGGACCAGAGCCAGGACCAGAGCCAGGACCAGAGCCAGGACCAGAGCCAGGACCAGAGCAGGAGCUGCCCUCUCUGUAAGAGGAGGGAUUCUAAGGAUCUGGUAGUAAACUUUACUUUGAAACAACUGAGCGACGCUCUGAGGCUGAAGCUGCAGCUCUCUGAGCCUUCAGAGCAGAAGGACCAGACCCAGGACCAGACCCAGGACCAGACCCAGGACCAGACCCAGGACCAGACCCAGGACCACACCCAGGACCAGACCCAGGACCAGACCCAGAAGUGGACAGGAUGCUCGGUCCACCCCCAGGUGCCUCUUCUCUUCUGCCUGGACGAGGCCUGCUGCUUCUGUCCAGUGUGUGAGUUCCGUAAACACAAAGACCACGAGGUGCUGAGUGAGGAGGAGGCGGAGGAGCAGCUGAAGCAGCCUCUGCGAUCGCAGCUGCAGACUCUGAAGAAGACCAGACAGACCUGUGAAGACCUGCACAACAAAUAUGACCAGAUCCAGAACCAGUCUGAGAAACAGGCUCUGCACUGUGAGAGACAGAUCUCUGCUGUGUUCGACAGGCUGCGGCGCCACCUGCAGGAGGAGCAGGACACUGCACUGAGAGCUCUGAGGCAGGAGCAGGACAGACAGAAGCACCUCCUCAUGUCCCAGAGGACAACACUCAGAGACAAACUGUCCUCUGUGGACCUCAGCAUCCAACAGCUGGAGGAACAUCUGCAGACACCAGCACGGGACUUUCUCCUGACGCCUCCUGUCCCCACAGGGCUGAGGCAGGACCAGGACCAGGACCAGGACCAGGACCAGACUCCUCUCCCCACAGGACUGAUGCUGGACCAGGCCAAAGUCCUGGGGAACCUGGGCUUCAGGGUCUGGAGGAGCCUGAGGAGAGCAGUGAGACACAGUCCAGUGGUCCUGGAUCCAAACACAGCGAACAGAUGGCUGUAUUUGUCUGAGGACCUCAGUGCAGUGACUCACGGAGACACUGGUCAGGACCUGCUCCCUGACCUCCCAGAGAGGUUUAUGAACUCUGCCACUGUCCUGGGCUCUGAGGGCUUCAUCUCUGGGACACACCAGUGGGACGUGGAGGUGGGAGAUCAUCCAGGCUGGAUCAUCGGAGUCGUACAAGAGUCGACCGACAGGAAAGGAGAGGUACUUGCUACACCUGAAUAUGGAAUCUGGUGUUUAUAUCACGAAGAUGGUAAAUACACAAACGGCUGUGAUGAACCUGUGACUGUGGAGAAGAGACCAGAGAAGAUCCGGGUCAAACUGGACCAUGCCAAAGGAACCGUGUCCUUCUAUGACGCUGACCCCGAGUCCAGUCCUGCAGACCCAGAGUCCAGUCCUGUAGACCCCGAGUCCAGUCCUGUAGACCCAGAGUCCAGUCCUGCAGACCCCGAGUCCAGUCCUGCAGACCCCGAGUCCAGUCCUGCAGACCCCGAGUCCAGUCCUGCAGACCCCGAGUCCAGUCCUGCAGACCCAGAGUCCAGUCCUGCAGACCCAGAGUCCAGUCCUACAGACCCCGAGUCCAAUCCAGCAGGAGGUUCUGACGUCUCUGGGCUUUGA
This is a messenger RNA of Knipowitschia caucasica, 1701 nucleotides long. The record is from the annotation of a GenBank genome assembly. Lineage: Eukaryota; Metazoa; Chordata; Actinopteri; Gobiiformes; Gobiidae.